Molecule: messenger RNA, 648 nt
Organism: Tachysurus fulvidraco (yellow catfish)
Lineage: Eukaryota; Metazoa; Chordata; Actinopteri; Siluriformes; Bagridae
Exons: 2
Coding region: 1-648 (215 amino acids)
Source: RefSeq, a predicted model, not a curated record
AUGGUAGAGCAAGAAAUAGCAAAGAUUAGAAAGGAUAAGGUGAGGAAGGCUCUGAGGAGAAUCAAAAGUGAAAAGGCCGUUAGGCCAGAUGACAUACCUGUGGACAUGUGGAAGGGUCCAGGAGCAACAGCAGUGGAGUUUCUAUCUAGAUUGUUCAGCAGGAUUUUAGCGAGUGAAAAGAUGCCUGAGGAAUGGAGGAGAAGUGCUCUAUUUCAGAUCUUUAAGAAUAAGGGUGAUGUGCAGAGUUGUAGCAACGACAGGGGCAUAAAGAUGAUGAUCCACACAAUGAAGCUAUGGGAAAAAGUAGUGGAGGUUAGGCUAAUAAAGGAAAAGUACAGAGAUGGGCAGAAGGAGCUGCACUGUGUCUUUGUGGGUUUAGAGAAAGCAUAUGACAGGGUGCUGAGAGAGCAGCUAUGGUACUGUUUGAGGAUGUUUGGAGUGGCAGAGAAGUACAUCAGAAUAGCUCAGGAUAUGUAUGAGAGGAGUAUGACAGCAAUGAGAUGUACUGUAGGUCAGACAAAGGAUGCCAUGGUGGAGAAUCGGCUUCAAGGAUCGGCUCUACGUCCCUACUUGAUUGUUGCUUUGCUGGACAGGUUGACAGAUGAAGUCAGAGAGGAAUAUCCAUGGACAAUGAUGUUUAGGGUUUAA